Funneliformis mosseae is the source of this 1269-nucleotide messenger RNA. NCBI's taxonomy places the organism in Eukaryota, Fungi, Glomeromycota, Glomeromycetes, Glomerales, Glomeraceae. The record is from the annotation of a GenBank genome assembly.
GAAGAUUCAAAAUUAAAUGAACUUAGGAACAAUUUUAAUCAACAUUUAAAUCCACGUAAAGUUGAAGUAACAUGGGCAAGUGAUUUGCCUUUAGAUACAUUUGUUUACCUAUUAAAGGAAGGAAAUGUGAGAUUUGAAGCGAAAGAAUAUCUUAUCAAGGGGAACGACAUGAACCUAUUUGUUUCGCUUGCAGAUCCAAAAGUUUUAAAUAAGAAUUUAAAACAAAUUGAAAAUUUGAUUUUAAACUUUAAGUUCAUCCCAUUCCCACAUAGAUCAAACUCAUUCCUAUUAAAAUUUGACAAUGUAUUUCAUUACCAUCAAGGAGUUCAACCAUUCAAGGAUGGUUACGAGAGUGAAAGUCAAAUCAAAACGAUCGUGAGGGCAAUCAUAAGUAAACCAAAUCUCGUUAACCUAUGGAAGGAAAUAGGUUACGAAGAGAUUUGUGUUGAUUUUAAUGAACUCGCCUUUAUCUCACUCUUUCCAAGAUACUCUUCAUUAAAUUGGAACUUUCCCACUUCCGAAAAAGUACAAAUACGACUUACAAAAUUGAUUAAUGCAGGAUUUGAACUAAAUACCUGUAUUAUGAUAAAUAUUUUUCAUAGGUUUGAAUAUAUGAUAUUGGGUAAAAUAGGUGAAAUUUUAUGGGAUGCUUUCACUAGGAUUCGAAGUGACUUAUCAACAUAUUCAUUGGUCUACGAACUUUUUAACGAGUUAUUUGAACCAAAAAGAUUCCUUAGGACAGUAAAUAUCUUUGAAUUUCUCAAGUCAAGGUCAGAUCAACACGAAGAAAUUGUGAUCCGGAUCGUUGAGAAACGUUUUAGAAACGAAAUUAUAGACGAUGUCUCAAGGAAGAAAUCACUUAUCCUUACCCCAAAAGCUUAUCAUUUCAUCCUUCAAACUUACGGAGAAAGGUCCGAAUUAACCAUGAAAUGCUUUAAGGAUUUACUAGCCUUCAAAGUUUAUUUUAAUGACUCCAUUAAUCCAUUACAAUAUAAAUACUCUAUCAAUGUUGCGUUUAAACUUUAUAAUGAAAGGAUCUAUUAUAAGCCUGAACAUAUCAAAUUAUUAAGGCAAGCAAAAGCUUUAGUGUUGUUACAACCAUUCUUCAACGUGUUCAUUCCUAAGGCUUUCAAUACCUCUGAACAUGAGAGGUUAAUUUGGUUGGAUUUGUUGAAUUCUUUUGAUGGAGAUGAUGACGAUUGCAAAUGUUUUAACGAAUGUUUACUUCAUUGGAAAUUAAAAUUUUCCCAUAGUAUAAUACCGUUAUAA